UGAGAACAAUCUCUACAGCUUCUUCUCCAUUACUAACAACCCCAUUUUUAUUCCUUUCUACAUUAUUAUAGCUUGUUCAUUCCCACAAGGAAUUUGUAACUUCUUCAUUCAUUAUCUCUUUGUUUUCUUCAUCUUUAUUUGUUAUAUUAUCUUGUCACUUUCUCAUUCCUCCAUAUAAACCACUUCUCAACUUCUCCAACUUCAUAUCAUUUUGUGUUCAAACAUCUUAGUGAAUGAAAAUGAAGAAGCUUUUCUUAGUUGUUCUUUUAUUGGCUCUGGCUCUUGGCAUUGCUCAAAGUUUCGAUUUCCAUGAAAAGGAGUUGGAGUCUGAGGAAAGCUUGUGGGAUUUGUACGAGAGAUGGAGGAGCCAUCACACAGUUUCCAGAAGUUUUGAUGAGAAAAAUAAGCGAUUUAAUGUGUUCAAGCAUAAUGUUAUGCAUGUCCACAAUACUAAUAAGAUGGACAAGCCUUAUAAGUUGAAGUUGAACAAGUUUGCGGACUUGACUAACCAUGAAUUCAGAAAUACUUACUCCGGCUCCAACGUUAAGCAUCACAGAAUGUUCCAAGGGGCGCCAAGAGGUAACGGGAGCUUCAUGUAUGAGAAGGUAGAUCUUGUCCCACCGUCUGUUGAUUGGAGAAAAAAAGGCUCUGUCAACCCUGUAAAGGACCAAGGCAAAUGCGGAAGUUGUUGGGCAUUUUCAACAAUUGCAGCAGUUGAAGGUAUUAAUCAUAUUAAGACAAAUAAGCUUGUGUCGUUGUCUGAGCAAGAGCUGGUAGAUUGUGACACUUCUGAAAACCAAGGAUGUAAUGGAGGGCUAAUGGAUUUGGCAUUUGAGUUCAUCACGAAAAAGGGAGGCAUAACAACAGAGAGUAAUUAUCCUUACCAAGCUAAUGAUGGAACUUGUGAUGUUGCAAAGGAGAAUUCUCCUGCAGUGUCAAUUGAUGGGCAUGAGAAUGUACCUGCUAAUGAUGAGGAUGCAUUGCUUAAAGCUGUUGCAAACCAGCCAGUUGCAGUGGCUAUUGAUGCUGGGGGUUCAGAUUUCCAGUUCUAUUCUGAGGGUGUAUUUACAGGAAAAUGUGGCACAGAGUUGGACCAUGGUGUUGCAGUUGUGGGUUAUGGAAUUACACUUGAUGGAACCAAGUAUUGGAUUGUGAGGAACUCUUGGGGACCUGAAUGGGGAGAGAAGGGUUACAUAAGAAUGCAGCGAGGCAUCUCGAGCAAAGAGGGACUGUGUGGCAUAGCUAUGGAGGCUUCAUAUCCCAUUAAGAAAUCUUCAACUAACCCAAUUGGACCUUCACAUUCUCUAAAAGAUGAACUCUAAUUCAUGUUCACCAUUGUCUUGAGCUCUGCUCUCAACCUUUAGCUAUUUAUAUCUUCUGUGAUAAAAGUUGCAUGCCUCAUGGCAUCACGAUUCAUCAAUAUGUUUUUUCUCAGAUUUUAAUGCUAUGUAUCAGUAACAACUUCAUCAAUGAAUAAUGUUUUUCUCA
This is a messenger RNA of Pistacia vera, 1488 nucleotides long. Its product is annotated as vignain. The record is from RefSeq and is a predicted model, not a curated record. NCBI's taxonomy places the organism in Eukaryota, Viridiplantae, Streptophyta, Magnoliopsida, Sapindales, Anacardiaceae. Gene Ontology annotation, cellular component: lysosome. Bases 234 to 1322 code for a protein of 362 amino acids. The transcript is spliced from 4 exons. Gene Ontology annotation, molecular function: cysteine-type endopeptidase activity.